AUAAUUACUGAAUUACUGUACUGUAUAUGUAGUAAUUACUGAAAUACUGUACUAUAUAUAUGUAGUAAUUACUGAAAUACUGUACUGUAUGUAGUAAUUACUGAAAUAUUAUAUGUGCUGUAGGUUCCAAUGUUUGUACUGGACUGCAAUUAAACUAAAUUCAAUACAGAAAUUUGUUUAGGGUGUAUUUGCUUUUUUUUUUCUUUUUAAUGUUUUCCUCUUGUGGUGUAUGAUGUAGUAGCAUGUGUGGUGGUUCUCCCUAGAUGAUGAGCGCUCUGUGUUGGGCAGUAUGUUUAGCUUCAUGCGCGCCACUAAGAAGGCUCGGCAUAACCCUGAGAGUGAGGGCAUUUAUCUCGAUGAUCUCAACUUGGAUGAGCUUGACCCAGAGGUGGCUGCUUUGUAUUUUCCACGUAACUUCAAGGUUCCUGAAAAGCGGGGAUACAACACCUACUCAUCUGGUGGCCUCAAAGACGAAGAUGCUGAAUCUGGCAAUGGGCCCUCACUUCCACAAUCGCCUCACAGUGUGGAAGGAGCAAUUGGUGGACUCAAGACAUGCAGUGACUCAGAUUUUGAAGACUCUAGGCAUCCUAUAUUUGAUUAUAAGGGCUACGACGAUAUCGCUUUCUCUCUUUGUGGACGUCUUAAUGAGUAUGAGGGAAAGUUUCCUGAGAGCCUCUUCCUGCAAAGCCUAGUGACUUAUGAUGAUUUCUGUGAGAAUCUACAAAUCCUAGAUAAUCCUGACCUUGUAAUAAGGUUUGGCGGCAAAUACCUCAACUGGACUACUGCUGCUCCUCAGAUUCUCUCCCUAGUACUGUUCCAACGACCAAUCCCACAGAAACUAGCAGAUAAUCUCAACAAGGAGCACAUGCCAAAGAAGGAGAUACGAAAACGUUCAGAAUCAAGGGGAUACUCUUGGUUUUCAUCUUGGAGACGUAAUAACCAGACUGAAGAUUUAGAGAGCAAUAAAGAAGGGAAGAAUGACUCUGACAAGAGGGUAGCAUCUCAGGGCAGUAUAGAGCUCCGUCAAGGAAGUUCGGCUUCACCAACAGAUGGCACUUCAAGCAUUCAUGAUUCCAACCUCAUAGAAGUGACUGCUGCUGAGACUCAGACAAGCUUACCUGGAACUCCAAGAAAGAAAGGACUUCAUAACUGCAAAAUUGGAACAGAUUCUUCUGAGUCAGAGGACCUAGAGGAUAGAAAAGAUGGAAGUUUCCAUGGAGAAAGAUUUAAGAAGAGCUUAAGAUUAUCAUCUGAUCAGAUUGCCAAACUUAAUCUGCGUGAGGGAAGCAAUGAAGCACUCUUCUCAGUUACAACAGCUUACCAGGGAACAACUCGAUGCAAGUGUCAUAUAUUCUUGUGGAACUAUGACGACAAGAUUGUCGUGUCUGACAUUGAUGGCACCAUAACAAAGUCUGAUGUUCUGGGUCACCUUUUACCAAUUCUGGGCAAAGAUUGGGCUCAGAGUGGUGUAGCUCAGCUCUUCACAAAGAUUAAGAACAAUGGUUACCAUUUCCUCUACCUCUCAGCCAGGGCUAUAGGACAAGCACGCAUUACCAGAGACUACCUGAGGUCCAUUAAGCAGGGAGACCUUUCAUUACCUGAUGGACCUUUACUGUUGAAUCCCACCUCAUUAAUACAAGCUUUCCAUCGUGAAGUGAUUGAGAAGAAACCUGAAGAGUUUAAGAAAUCCUGCUUAAGGGAUAUUAAAGCACUCUACCCUGUGGAUAGAAAUCCCUUUUACUCUGGUUAUGGAAACAAAAUCAAUGAUGUUUGGGCAUACCGUGCAGUGGGGAUUCCAAUUUCUCGUAUCUUCACAAUCAAUCAUCGUGGAGAACUGAAACAUGAAUUAACACAAACAUUCCAGUCCUCAUACUCCAAUCUCAGUGAUAUUUCCAAUCACAUGUUUCCUCCAGUUGCCCACCAAGAGACCUUGGGCGAGUACUCAUCUCUCCAGUAUUGGCGACCUCUAAUGCCGGAUGUUUCUGAUGAAAUAGAAGCUACACUGGCUCAGGAGCGAGGAAAAUAACUUCACUCUGUUUUAAAUUAUUAUUGACACAGGUUACUGGCCUCAAAAGAUGAUGUUACUCAUCUCAAACAUUCCAAAGAAACAUAACUUGUUCAUUCUUGAAGAAAGAAUCCAUCUUUGAGAGAAAAUAGUUUUCAAGAGACAAUGGAUAACACCAUUCUGCUAAUUUUUCAAAAACCUGUCCAAAUUGACUUGAGUUUUGCUUGUUUGUAAGUUUGAUUAUAUUGUCAUGGUAAUUUUCAGAACAGAUUUGUGUAUGUAGAAUAAAAACUGUCAGCAUGGCAAAUUUAAAAUGAAGGAUUCACAAUAAUAAAAGUUCAUUCAUAUAAUGGUACAUAAUUAUUUCAAGGAGCUACUCACCUCAGGGACUGAUAUUAAGCUAAUGUGAUUUGACAAGUGUUUUUUAAUAAAUAUGCUAUUAAGAGUGCAGAAGUGGGAGAACCACAUUUAACAUACAGGCCAAAAUAGGAAAUAAAGUUGUAUGUACUUGGUAUGAAAUUCAUGGUUUGUACAUUGAAAUAGUGAAAGUUAAAUUGCUUUUUGUAUGUACCUAUUCCAAAACUCCUUAAAAUGUAAAAUGCUAGGACAAUGCAAUACAUUGUUAAAGGUUGAGAACCUUUCUCAAAUUAUGGCCUGUUAUGUCAGUCAAUCAAUAAAAUACGUAAUGUUAAGACAGUCAUGUGUUGCUGAAAGACUGCCUGUCUCAAAACUCAGCCUAUUAUAUCAAUUUAUUUAUGGUUGCUUGAAUAAAGAAUGCUGUGAUGAUCAUCAGUUAAGUGUUUGCAUCAGGACAAUAAAUGUAAGCACCUGAUAAGUCAGCCCACACUUGACAACAACCCAAUCUCUUACCAGUUUUGUAGUUCAUUCUGUCUUUCCGUUAGAAACUUGUCCAAGCAGAAUCUUCCUCGCAACUAAACUACUGUUCAAAUAAAUAUUAGCCUAAUAAUUUGCAUGUUUAAGUUCCUAAUUGGUGAAUUAUUGUAAUGUUUCAUUAGGGGAAAUAAUUUGCCAUUAGCAGAGUUUUAUGAUAAAUAUUACUUUCAUUAAAAAUAGUUUAGUAGGUACAGUCAUAGAAAUUGGUAAUUAAGUUAUUUCUUGUAAAAUAAGAUUAAGAUUAGACUUUGCAUAUUCUUUAAGCAUUAUUCAGGGAAUUUUCGUUGUACAGUAUAUAUAUUUAUUUUUUUGUACAGUUAUGUUUUGUCAUGUACAUUAGUGUUGCAUUUCAUUUGACUGAUAUUAUAAACUUAGUAUCAGACAGAUUCAUUGCCUCAUUAUCUGUGAUCCAGAUCAACUUUGCAUUAUUUAGGUUCACUUUCUAGGAAAUUAAUAUAUAUUUAUCCAUUAGUCUUACUUAACAUGGGGUGAUAUGGGUUCUUUAAUCAUUACAGUUUGAAAAGAAAUUCUUAAGCAAAAUUUUUCUUACUGAGAACCAGUUUGUAAGAAAUUGGUUAAUUUGUAUUUACAUCUGUGAUUCAUAUACUAAUUAAGAGACAACCAAAUGGUUCCUUGGAAGUUGUAGCUGAUCAUAAGUGACCGGAUACUCUUAGUGCUAUCAGUUGUGAUUCAUUGAACACAUCCACCAAGGUGCUCUACAUAAUUAGACUCAUUACUUUCAAGUCUUGAAUGGUUUAAUGUUUGUAUGGGUCCUAGUCACCAUUUCUGAUAAGCCAAUUUGGUAUUUUGUGUUCCCAUGGAUUCUUAAAAAAAAAAAAAAUUCAUGUGGUGGCAUAUUGCCAUGUAUUUUUUCCUCGAUAGAGAAGUUUAACAGAAAUUUUCUGUAACACUUAACUGUUAAGAAAUGUUCAAGAAAAAUGUUUUACUAUUAAAUUGUGAAUGUUUUAGUAAAACCAUGUUUAGAUAUUAAUAAGUUGUCUUUAUCACAAAUUAUUGUGUUACAUAAGAUGGAAGUAUUAGCACAUAAAAAGGAUCUCUGAACAGCCCUUCUUUUUUAUUAUUUAACAGUAUUAACUUUUAGAAGCAUAAUGUGAUACUGAAUAAUUUUUUUUCCUCUGGUAAAAGAAUUGAUGGAAAUUUUUUUAACGGAUGUGAAAUCCAAAAAUGUGAAGUUGAAAAUAGGUACCUAAUUUAUAAUUACAUCACUUGAAAAUGACUAAUUGCCAGAAAAAUUUCCAUAUGUGAUAAAGUAGUUAGUUUUUAGUAUAUAUUUUAUUAAUUUUUUGUAAUAUUUGAAUACUCCUAUGAUUAAUUGUUCAUCCUAAAAGUUACUUUAUCCAAGAAAUUAAUCACAUUAUAAACAGAGCAGUGUGUGCUAUUACCAUAGACCAACUUAAUUAGUAAUAAUCUUUUUCAUCGUGGAAUUUUUGUUGCAUAUGUUUUUGUGUGCGUCUCUUUUGUACAUAAUUUUUUUGCUUGUAUCAGGCAUAUUUAGGUGAAGUCAUGCUAGAUGGUACUCAAUUUUUUUAUUAGAGAUGCCUUUUUUCCUCUUUUUUUUUUUUUUUUUUUUUUUUCCUCAAAUGUGGAAGUUUAAAAGUCAAGGUUUGCUGUCUCUUCUGUAUUGGCACCAACUGUAGUGGCUCAAUACUUUGACAUAUUGUAUUGGUAUUAGAUAAUUCAUGUGUUUGUGAAAGGGAUUUUAAACCAGAAAUGGCAUAAAAUGCAUCACUGGUUACUGUCAUGUCUUGUAUUGAGACUAAUACUAUAUGCAUGGAUGUGUCCUAAUAAUAGAAAUUUCCAAGUAGUAAAAAUUGGACACAGCACUUCCAUUUGGACUUCAUUAAAAUCAGAUGGAUAUUUUCUGAAAUUUCUACUCUUGUUUGGACAUUUGUAAUUCAGUUUUUUUUUUUUUUAAUUCUCUUCUGGCAUUAAUACUCUUAAAUUUAUAGCAAACAUACUUGCUAGUCAAAGAAAAAUUCUUAUGUUCUGUAGUACCACAAGAUUAGAAUUUUGGUGAGUUAACUUUUAAUUUCCUGCCUUACAAAUUCUGUAAGGAAGCUUUCAAUACUCAAGUGUGAAGGUUUGGAAAGCUAUUGUGUAUUGCAAUACAGUAUAUGAAUACUGUGUUUUAUAAGCACAGUACAAUUUCUUGGUUCAGUAAUGUGUUCAAAUUGCUAUCCUACUCUUGUGUCGAGUAGAUUCUUUCUCUUCACACCUUCAAAAGUAUAACAGUAUUAUGCUUUGCAUGUGCUUAGUAAUGAUGAAAGAAUUGAGUGCGUAGAUCUCGUGGAUCGAGUUACUUCAAAAGAUCAAAAAUGCACGUGACUACAAGGAUUAUACUGUCUGCAUUGAUCAUUGUAGAUUAAUCCAGUACAAUAGCUGUAAUUGUUCAUUUAGCUCCUUUCAUGAAAUUAAUGUGUUCAACAAAAUUCUUUGUAUCACUUUUGCAGUUAUUGAUAGUCAUAAAUUCUGCAUUUGCAAUAAUUUUAGUGGCCUAUGAGAAAUGAACAAAACUGAUUGUAAAAGGUUAUACAUUUUCCUACUGUAGAUAGUAAUAUGUCUAGCUCCACUCACUACAAUUUUCUCUUAGAAUACUUAGCAUUGAUACAAUUUGCAUUUUGUAAUUCUAAAUUCACAAGAACAUGCUCCAUUAAUAUUAUUUAUGUAGUGACAGAAGAAUAGACCAGAUAUCUAUUCUUUGUGCUUACUUUAUUUGCCAUCUUGAUAAUGUGCUCACAUAAAUAAACUACAAAUUGAA
Messenger RNA from Cherax quadricarinatus, 5678 nucleotides. Lineage: Eukaryota; Metazoa; Arthropoda; Malacostraca; Decapoda; Parastacidae. The record is from RefSeq and is a predicted model, not a curated record.